AUGGUUGAUGAGACCACACCAAUAAAUCUAGUUGCCCGCCCAAUUCCACAGGAUACUUAUUACAUUGCUCAUGGUAAGCAAAGAAUAUUAUUUUUCAAAAAGAUUAGAUUACUUAUUCUCCCGAUUAUUCUAAUCCUAUUAGUUAGUUACAAGUUUCAUGUGACCCGUAGUCGUAAUGCACUUGCACUUUUGGGUCCUUCAUUAUCGUUACGGUUGUAUACAAACAAUAUUAGAUUUGAUAAUUUCAAGUACCCAGAUAACUAUGAGCAGCCAUGGCUGAAACGUAGAGUGCAGAGUAUCAACUCUAUGGAGUUCAAUACAGGUAUAGGUUAUGCAAGUGUGAUUUGUUUACAAGAAGUGUUACAGAAUCAACUAUACGAUAUUAUUAGAGGGCUAAAUGAGGAAGAAGGAGUUAGAGGAGAUGGCGGCAGUUUUAAGAAUGAGUGGACAUAUUAUGGAGUUGGCAGAACAGAUGGUGUUUCUGAAGGUGAAUUUGCACCUAUACUCUACAAGUCCCGAGAUUUUUUCAUUUUAGAAAACACUACUUUUUGGUUAAGUGAAACACCCGAUGUUCCAAGUAGAGGAUGGGAUGCAGCUUUAGAAAGAAUAGUUACAAUGGUUACUUUUCAAAGUAAAAUUAACCCAUUGAUUAAAUUUAAUGUGUUUAAUACGCACUUUGACCACAGGGGCCGGUUAGCGAGAAAGAAAUCUUCUCAAUUGAUAGUGGACAAGAUGAAAAACUAUAAUGGAUAUCCUUCAUUUUUAUGCGGUGAUUUCAAUACAGAACCUGAUGAUGAGCCAUAUAAAAUAUUAACCAAAUCAGGAUUCAAAGAUAGUAGAGUGACCAUUGAUAAGAAAUUCUCAUAUGGGCACAAAACUACUUUUACAGGAUUUGAUUUGAAGAAUGAACCUAAUUCAAUUAUUGACUAUAUCUGGUCGCCAUAUUUUACCGAGUCAGUACUGAGAGAAAGAAAGCAUGGAGAGGAUAAAGAAAUGAACAAUUUCUAUGACCUUGACCAUCAUCUAUAUUACAAAGUUGUGUUGAAACAAUUUGGUAUCUUGAGUAAUUAUUUUAACGGAUUCCAUUAUUCAGAUCACCGUCCUGUAGUUGCAACAUAUGAAAUGACGAGAAGUAGACUAUUCUGA
Molecule: messenger RNA, 1146 nt
Organism: Lodderomyces oxycetoniae
Lineage: Eukaryota; Fungi; Ascomycota; Pichiomycetes; Serinales; Debaryomycetaceae
Exons: 1
Coding region: 1-1146 (381 amino acids)
Molecular function (GO): 3'-5'-RNA exonuclease activity
Source: RefSeq, a predicted model, not a curated record